UUUAUUUACCUAAUAAUUUUUUACUUUCUCAAAACCCAUAUCUAAACAUAGUUAUUAUAACUUGUUGUGUCACUAGAGUAUGAAGUAUGUUGCUGGAUGAAACUGUUGACUAGUUUUCUGGCAUUUGACAUGAUCAUACACAUAAUUCUAAUUAAUAUCAUAAAUGUGAAAGUAAGUUUGUUUGUUACCUCUUCACCAUGUAGGCUACCAUUUUAAUUCCAGGAAAAAGUAUGUCAAUAAAUUAUGACUUUAACAACUACAGUUACAAAUUGAUAAAGAACCAAUAAUUUGUUUCUGUAUAUAUAUAAGAAAGUUAUCAAUGUAUAAGUAUACUGAAUAUUAAUAUGAUCCUGUAAACAAUCAGGUAUUGCACUAUGUGAUACAACUCCAUUUUAGGUUCUCAAUUUGUCACGAUAUUUAAUUUUUUUUCCGACAUAUAACUCAAUUUAUAUCUCAAACAUGGAAUUAUUAGAUACUCAUUUCCAUGAUCACAAUCAUAGUCAAACCUACCUUAUUUCUUAUGUCAAACAUGCUGGCAUUUCAUAUGUAAAUGACAACCUCGAAAAACAAAAUGAUGUCAAAUAUUGACACUAUCAAAUUUUUCAAUAUCAUUAUAAGUUUAUUAUGUAAUACAUAUAUUUUGUUGAAAAUGAUAGAAUAUGAUCAGUAUAAAAAAAAUGUAGAAAUUAUUAACAAAUUUCACUAUCAAGAUUUAUGUGUAGACAAGACUUUUGUGUACAAUGGAAACAUAGGUUUGCUUAAAAAGGGGAGAACAGAACAUAAAGAAAAGAAAGAUGCUCAUCUGGCUGCAGCUGUCUUGGGCAUUAACAAUACUGGAAUUCCUUUACCUAUACAUUCAGAAUUACAUAAUAUUUGGACAGAUACGGAUGCCCAAGAGUUAUAUGUGCGUUCAAGACCUACUUGUUAUUUAAUACUGAACAAACCUGGUGCAGGUGCUUACACCCUUGGUGAAGCUAUUUCUAAAAAGUAUAAUUGUGUUCACCUGUGUCCCAGAAAUAUUAUAAUUGAUGAGAUGGACCAGCAAAGCCUGACUGGUAAAUGUAUGGAUUAUAACAUGAGACAUAAUAAGGUCUUAAAAUUUGAUACAAUAUUGACAAUAUUGAAAAUGAAAUUGGAAUCUCCUGUUAUUAAAAAUCGUGGAUAUGUAAUAUCAGGUAUCCCUCUUGUAACUAAAGAUAGAGAUCUUAAAUACUUAAUGACAAGUUUAUAUUCAGAAGACUCCUUUGAUUUAAUGGAAGGUAUUAUGUAUGAUUUGAUUUGCAAUAUGAAGAAAAAGAAAUCAAAACCACCUAAAACAGAUAUAGGAUCAAAUGCUUCAGUAAGUUAUCAUGAAGAAAUGCAAGAAGAAGCUCAGGUGGAAGAAGAACAGCUUGAGGCUGGCGAAGAAGAAGAGGAGCCACAACUCACGGAACUACCCAAGUUUAUUUUAGAACCAUGUUCUAAUGUAAUAUACUCCCGAAAACCUUAUUAUGAUACAAAACAAUCAGUAUUACUUCAACAGUUGGAUUCUUUGUUUAACUUAUCAAUCAAACCAAAUAUUGUACUUUACAUGACUUGUCCAGAUAUUGAUUUGGUGACGAAAAGGAGCCAUAAAUAUAUAACUUAUACAAAUGGCUUAAACACUGUUGAACAUUUUGAUAAAAAAAUUGAAUCUGAAAUCAGGUGGCCGCAGAAAUAUGUUUUAAGUGAUUAUGAAUAUCCCCAUAGUCAACACAUUUUUAAUCCUAAAUAUAAUUGCAGACAACCUACUAGUUUUGUGGAAAACGUUAUAGAGCAGUUGUGUAAUUAUAAACAAAACAUUUUACCCUUCUUAGAAAACAAAUUAAAGGAAUUUGAACCUAAACAUGUAAUUAAAUUAGAUGCUAGAACCUCUAACCAUGAAAUAAUGCAUUUAAUAACUCAAACAUUCAUCUACUUGCCAAUAAAACCAGUUCUGAUACCAGAACCUUUGUAUCUCGAGGAACCUCCAGAUGAAAUAGAAGAAUUCUGGAAAUUUAUUGAAGAGUCCAAUGUUAUUCGAGACGGCGGUGUUAAUUUUAAUCGCUUUGCAUCCCCUUGGUAUAAUAGAUGCCCUGUCGAACUAAAAAAUCGACAGUCUGUAAGAGGGAAGCCCAAGUUAGCAGUUUCUUUUUUCAAACAUGUUUAUCUAUUAUCUUCUCCAGAUGCUGUAAUUUCAUUCUGCAGAAAUCCAAGACCUUAUUUAAAGCUUAGAUAUUUGGAACCGACGUGUAGAGUUAUAACUAUAGGCACUAAGAGUUCUGGUAAAACUAUGGUUUCAAAAUGUUUAUCAUGGUUGUUUGACACACCUAUUAUUUGUUUUAAAUCGUUGGAAGAAGUUGAAAGAAAGAAAAAAUAUGAAAGAUUUUCCGAAAAUGUAUUAUCAGAAAUAAGUGCCACAAUAGAAGAUGCUAGAUUAGAAAAGUGGCAUAAUAUAGAAAACGAAAGAAUUAAUCAGCUGGAUAUGUGGUAUUUAAAUGUUUCCACUAAACUAAAGGAAUAUAUACCUUUGCUCAGUGAAAUACUUAAUUACGCUGAAAAACAGAAAGCUCAGCAAAUCAAAGAAGAACUUAAAAAAUUAAAAGAACAAGAAGAAUAUGAACCUUUGGAAGAAGAACAUGAAAUUGAAAGUGUUUCUGAAGAUAGCCUCCCACAAAUAAGCCAGGAAACGCUAAACAAUUUCAAUGAAAUACACCAGCUGUUGUCGUUUCUACCUUUUCUAAAUGACAUAGAAACUUGUGAAGCGGCAGUCAGUGAUAAACAAAUAUGCAUACAAUAUGCACCCCAGACUCUAACAACAGCAACAAAGAUACCUUCUAUACCUUGCUUAGGCGAGGAAGACGUUACGGAAGCUAUCAAAGAAUACAUAAUAACUAAUGAUUUACAAAAAGAAGUUGAACCUACUAUAGAAGAGUUGAUGACAGAAUUGAUUAAGAUAUUGUCUGAAAUCGACACUACUGCUCAGGAGGCCACAAAAUUAAAACACAAAUAUGGAAAAUAUAUCAUUGACGAUUUUCCUUCUAACCCUGAAUAUUGGGAUCAUCUUAGGGAUCAAAAAUUUUUACCUGAUUAUACAAUUGCAAUAAUUGAGAACAGGGAAAUUAACGAAGAUAUUUUGGAGCACUAUGCAAAUGUAGAAAAAGCGACUAAAAAUUAUUAUUCAAGAUUUAUGUUAGCUAAGGAUCCACUUAUGCGCAUCAAACGCGAGCUUAAAGGAGAGUCGUCCACUGAAAAAAUGGAUGUUAAUGUUGAUGUUGGCUUUGAUUCACUUACAAAAGCAGAUGAUGUUGAGAAGACACCCACAGAUGAGUCUCCUUCUUUUGCCGAGAAAAUAGAAAAGUUUAAAGAAGAUUGGGAUAGUAUAAAAUUAAAAUUAGAAGAUAAAUACAAAGUAUUCAUCGAAGUAGAAAUAGAAGCAAAGACUGAUGUUGCAAUACUUGAAGAAGUUUUGCUAAAAUUACGUACUGGCUAUUGUGUCCCACCUGAAAUAAACGAAGGUGACGAAGCCGAAGGAUUAGAUGAUGAAGAAGUUACACCAAAAGAUCUUCUUGUUUAUAAUCAGCCGCAAUUUUUAGGUGAUACAAAUGUAUAUGGUCCUAUAGCAUAUCAUAAAGACCGAAUCUUAUGGGAGGGUAAACCUGAAUUUUCUGUAAAGUGUGAUAAUAGAUUAAACUAUUUCUCAAAAGAGGAGAACAUGCAACAGUUUCUAAAAGAUAUCACACUUUACCAAUACUAUAAUUUCCCUUUUAAAGAUAUGCCCGCUUUAAAAAUUUGUGUCAUCGGUACUAUUGGAAGUGGAAAAACUACAAUUUCCAAAUAUCUUGCAAAAGAACUAGGUUUAUUACAUAUAGAUUAUGCUGAAGCUAUUAACGAUUUUAUGAAGCCAAGACAUAUGAAAAGAGUAGGACGACAAUAUGAAAAUGCUUUUACUGAUACUCCAAUGGAUGAAGGUGGUGCUGUAGAUUUUCAAAUGAGUGAAGAAAAUGAAAAUCUCUUGUCUGAUAUACUAAGUAAUGAGACUGAAUUACGUCGCAUGAUUUAUGAAUAUUUCGAAAGAGGUACAGGGAUACUACCUGUUUUAACGCAAAAAUUGAUUAAGAAGCUAUGGUUUGAUGAACCUUUUUGGAGUACGGGGUUUGUGUUAGAUGGAUUUCCAAGGUUACCCACUGAAGUAGAAGAUAUGAUGCCAUGUAAUUGUAUACCAGACUUAGUAAUUCAAUUAGAUAGUGAUUCAGAAACAGCAUUAAAACGUAUGUCUCCUAUAAUGUUCAAAAUGUGGAAAAGUCAAUUAAACGACGCAAAAGCAAAAGCCAAAGAACAUUUGGUUUUGGAAAAACAAGAGUGGCUGAAGAUUAUAACCAGGAAUGUGGUAAUUAAAUUGAUUUGUGAAGAAAUUCUUGAAAAUGUGUUCUUUGCAGAACCAACAACAAAACUUUCCGCUCAGAGCUUUGUAAUGGAUGCAAAUCCAGCAGGUGACGCUCACAUAGAUACUAAAUUAUUUAACACGUAUAACGAAAUCGUACAAGAAAAUCCAGAACCUACUGAUCAAAAUGUGUGGGAACACCCAGAUGAAGCACGUGAAAGAAUUGAUAUGAGGUUGGAAGGUAUAUAUGAAGUAGAUGAUGAGAAUAUUCAAAAUUUAAAUGAAGCUUUAUUAGAACAAAAGAUUAAAGUCACAAAUAUUAACAGUACAAAGCCAUUGAUUAAAGUUUUAAGACUAGCUUUAUCUAAUGUAACCAAUCUUAGAAACCGUAAUCAAUCAUUUUUCGAACAAACAUUUAUAAUUAGCUGUGACAUUGCAGAAAUGUUACUGUCGCAUGGUUAUUAUUUCUUUAGCAAAUUCAAUCGUAUGUGCCCCGUCUACGUUUUCGAAAAUCCACAUGCCAUUUCAAAUCCUUACAAAAUAAAUAAAGUAAAAAACAACGUAUUUGCAAUAUUGCAUCGAGCCUAUGUUUAUUUUAUUAACGGAAAAGAUAAUGUAAUCAAGUUUAGAAACAAUCCACUACUGUAUGUAGAACCAAACAAUAUUAGAUCAUUCUUGGAAUAUUCGGUUGGGAUAGGAAUUAUUGGACCACCAAAAUCUGGGAAAAGUUCAUUGGCUGCCAAGAUAGCAAAAAAAUAUGGAUUUUUAUGCUUGUCAAGAGGUGUAGCAUUGCGGCAUGUUUUAGAAAAUUUUCAUUGGACCGAAUUAGCAUCCAGAAUUGUAGUAGCGCUCCGAAAUGGCGAAUGCAUAAGUAGCGAUAUAGUAAUGAAAGCGGUGCAUGCUACGAUUGCAGACCACCGUGUAGUCACACAUGGUUUUGUAUUCGAUGGAUUUCCAGAAACACCUUCAGAAGCCAUGGAGCUCGAAAAAGUAGGUCUCUAUCCCCUUAUUAUUUUUGAUAUUGAUUCGAACGUAGACAAAAUUGUACGUAAUUCUCAGAAUGAAUGUUAUAUUGAUAUUCUUAAAAGAAAACCACCUUAUUCGAUCCCAUUUAUUAAUCACCGUUUUGAUCACUGGCAAAAAAGAAGCUAUAGCGUGCGAGGGUGGAUAAAUGAUGAUUAUCAAAAUAUGUACGUUAUAAAUGGAAACAUAUCUAAAUGGCAAUGUUUACAAGAGGCUGAGAUUUUGAUAAAAGAUAUCGUUCUGAAAGUAUACAACUAUAUUAAAAACGUUAACUCUGGUGUAGUCUCUAUGGACGGAAUGUGCAUUUCGAAUGCAACAUUCGAACGUAGAAUGUCAAAUUAUAAAAAUCUUUGUCCUCUUUGUUUGCGUAAAAACGUUUUACGCCACAGCAGUUUCCCUGUUGAUAGAAAAGGUAUAUUGCAAUUCAGGAAUGAACUUUUCUGGGUAUGUGAGGACCACAAGAGUGACGCAUUGAAACUUCCACAUCUGUAUCUAGUAGCCAACUAUAAUAUUAGGGUACCGGAAAUUCCAGCUGUUAUAAAAACUGUAAAUCCUACAUUCGUAUAUGAAAAAGGUAUUUGCAUAGUUACAUAUGCAGAUAACCUUCCUGGACAAAAGAUUGUUAGAGGCGAUAAGCAGUUCGCUGCAAGUUAUCGUGGAAAUUCAUAUUUGUUCUGCGAGGCGAAGUGCCUUGAAAAGUUUUUGGCGAAGCCGCACGCUUAUUGGGAUAUAACUGUUUUCAAACUAAGUAAACCGCUUCCUGUACUAGAUCUAAACCAACUACCGAAUUUAGGAUAUUUAGAACAGAGUGUCGGAAAUAUUAUUACAAAAGCGUGUUGUAUGUUAAAUGCCUUACGACCUAAGUAUCCCGGUCUCAGUAUUCAGGUAUCGGGGUUAAUAUAUAUAGGCGUAUAUUUGAAAUCCCACAAUCACAAUUUUGAUGACACUGUUUUGAAUUUGUACAUGAAAAUAUUGAAGACCUAUGAAGCGAGAUGCAAAUUGAUGAUUGACAUAGGCUUGCGUUUGCGCUCUCGAGAUAAUCCGUUUGCAGAGUACCCGAAGUGUUGCGGAGACGUACUAAGAAAGGCCAUGUCCGAUACUACGGCCGUUUCUCAUUCUAGUCUUAGUAUUCUUAGCCAUUCAAAUAUAAACAUGGGUGAAGAAUACCUGGGUGAACAGAGUCAAAGUCUUUCUAAUAGUACUAAUAUAGAGGAUCCAUAAGCGAUUUAAUAUCUUUGUAAAAUUUGAGUGAGCAGAAAACCUAUCACUUUUUUGCAAAGUAACAUUAUUUUAGUCUAUAUUUUUGUUAUUAUUAGUAUUAGCGUACUUUUAUUAUGAAAUUUUGCAUAAAAUUGGAGAAAACACUAAGAAUUUUUUGAAGCAAAGUACAUUUAUUUUCGCUGUGUUCGUCCGUUCUUGCGCGUUGCAAAGUAUCUAAGUUAUAACUCUAUACAAAAAAAAAGAGAGGUCGGGCCACGGAUGAAAGAAAUAGCAAUAUUUCUAAAAUAAUUUCUUUAUAGCAGUGUUUUCUUCAGUUUUAUAUCUAACUUCAUGAUUAUUAUCGAUUUUCUGUUUUAGAAUAAAUAAAACGUCUUAAAACAA
Plodia interpunctella (Indianmeal moth) is the source of this 7006-nucleotide messenger RNA. Its product is annotated as adenylate kinase 9-like. The record is from RefSeq and is a predicted model, not a curated record. Lineage: Eukaryota; Metazoa; Arthropoda; Insecta; Lepidoptera; Pyralidae. The transcript has a single exon. Gene Ontology annotation, molecular function: AMP kinase activity; nucleoside diphosphate kinase activity; ATP binding. Gene Ontology annotation, cellular component: cytoplasm. The coding region runs from base 551 to 6625 and encodes 2024 amino acids. Gene Ontology annotation, biological process: nucleobase-containing compound metabolic process.